AGAAAAAAAUAUACCUAUCAAUUCAGAUGUAAAUAAAGAAAACGUGUUCAUUAUUAUUUGUAGUGUAAUUAAAUAUUGGCAAAAUGUCGCUUAUAAUGACAAAAGCGGCGCUUGCCUUAAAAAAUGCAGAAACAAACUUUAAAUUUGUGAAGUUUGAGGCACAUAAAGCUAAAAAGAAGCAAGUACAGGAUCAUGCUGAAAAUAAUGAAAUAAAUCAGAGGACUCGGAAUUUAAGUAAAGAUUUAGAUUUAAAGAAGAUUCGUCACGAGGUUGUUAAGUUUGGAAUGUCUGGUUUUGAUCCUACAAAGAAAGAAGAAGCUAGAAUUGCGUUAGCUGUUAGUUUAGGAGCCAAACCACCUAAAAAAGAGUAUGUAAAUUACAAAGAACUUAUGCAGAAGAGAAAACAGGAGAAAUUGAAGGAGAUGGAGGAGAAAGAGCAGAUGAAAUCUAAAAGUAUUUUAAAAACAGCAGGCAAGAAGAAGAAGACUGUAAACAAUGAUGUUGGACACUUACUCAGCAGUUAUGGAAAGGUGCAGAAGAAAGAUUUGAAAAAGAAAGAUGAUAAAGGAUCAAAGAAGAAAAAGAGGAGUAAACCUAAAAUAUGAAUAAAUAAAUUAAUA
This is a messenger RNA of Trichoplusia ni (cabbage looper), 620 nucleotides long. RefSeq lists its product as uncharacterized. The coding region runs from base 84 to 605 and encodes 173 amino acids. The record is from RefSeq and is a predicted model, not a curated record. NCBI's taxonomy places the organism in Eukaryota, Metazoa, Arthropoda, Insecta, Lepidoptera, Noctuidae. The transcript is spliced from 3 exons.